Molecule: messenger RNA, 3759 nt
Organism: Heterotrigona itama
Lineage: Eukaryota; Metazoa; Arthropoda; Insecta; Hymenoptera; Apidae
Source: the annotation of a GenBank genome assembly
CGACGCUAGCAUUUCAGUGUCCGUAAAUUUUAAGAUUAAUUUUCAAUUGCAGAGAAAAGUAAUUCGUGAGAUUUGUUUGUGGAUUUUUACAAUCCAGUUCUCAGUCUUUUUCUUUUCUUUUCAUGUGUUUCACUCAACCUACGAAAUACACAAAUAGAAAUUUCCAAAUUCUAUCGAAUAGAUCGGAGCGUUGAUGAAAGUCAAUGGAUUAAAAUUAAACAACGUUUAGUCGUAACUACCAGCAGUUUUGGAAUAGAUAGUAAAUUAGAAAGUAAAGCGCGUGGAAAGUAAAUCAAUCGCGUGAAAAUGUGAAGUUUAUUAUAUUUUUAAUUUUCGAUAUUGUCAUUGCGAAUCGUCCACGUCACGUAGAAACGUUAAGAGAUUUAAAGGUGGUUCGCAAAGCAGAACGUUCGCACAACAUUGCUCACUGUUCUAUAUGUUCGUUGUCCGUGAUUGUAUUUGGACGUUUUCAUCGACUGUUCGACAAAUUAAUCGAACAAAAACAUGGAUUAUUACGAAAUAUUGCUUUAUCUAACAACAAUUGACAAAACUGAAGAUGGACUAAUUAAUGAUUUCAACGAAAGACUGCAACAAAUUUUACAAAAAGUACAAACAAGUGAUUCGAUGAAAAAUAAUGGAAAAUUCGAGAUCGAUACUGUCGAUAGCAAAAACGAACUCAACGAUGUCAGGUAUCGAUACUUACGUACGAUUGUACACGUUCUACGAAAUAUAAAGACGAAUAAUUCCGCGAACGACGAACCUUUACACAGCGUUCAGCAAUUUCGUACUUUAAAAAGUUCCGUAGAAUUAAUAACCGCGAUAGGGAUUACAUCCUGUCUUUUACCUGGUGUUGGAGUCGACAUGGCUAAAACAUGUCCGAAAGCUCUGUCGAUCUGCAAGGAAGAGCCAACAGAUUUACAGAAAUACGAGAGAUUGAAAUUUACAGUUAAUUCGCUUGCACAGUUGUACAACGAUGAAAUUACAUAUCGUCCUGCGAUACUUACUCAAAUCGGACCAUUACUGGCUGCACUUUUGCAAUUAUGCCACGCCCCAUUGACGAAACCAUCCACCAAACAGGCUACAUCGAUUCGAGAAGGAAAUGCCAAUAAUAAAGAUAAAUUUACAAUGACGGCAGAUUUAUACGACGAAUUAAAAAGAGACCAAGAACACUUUGCGUGUCUGUUUCGCAAGUUGUCGAGUAAAUGCCCUUCCUCUACAUGCGUCAAAGAAUUGAUGGUAAUCCUUGGUAUUGCAGAAGCACCGAAAUGGCUUCGACGCGAAACUCGUAAAUAUUUGAUAGAGCAACUUGUGCAACCCAAUGGAAUUGCGUCGAUCGUAGACGUUGUCUGCGAAGAUGUAUUGGAUCUCGGGGAACAUUGGAACAAAUUGGACAUUAUCACCCGAUUAACAGUUGCCUCGCAUGGAACCAAUACCGACCAAUAUUACAAAUCCAUAUGCUCGCAAUUACUAAGUCUUUUGACGUCGACACAGACGAAGCAUUCGACCGUAGCAAAUUGCUGCAUCGCCGCACUUUACGAAUACAACUCGAACGUUUGUUACGAAAACAUCGUGGCGGUGAUGUGCCAUCCGUUACUAGUAAAUCCAGAAAAUCAAGAACAAAAAGUAACAAAGAAAAGCGAGGAAGAAGUGGAAAGAUGCAUCGAAAGAUUGACGAGAUGUUUCGUCGUCACGGAGGAGGAGGCCUCGUCCAAACGAUUGCCUCUUCAACUCUUAACGAACGUAGCUGUCCCUCUGUUUUCACUAUACAACGACGUAAGACAAAGCGCUUGCGCGUUGAAAAGUAAACUCAAGCAACUCGUGCUACUUCUUUUGCGCGAAGAAUCAACGAGAAACGAUCUUUUCGGUGUAUUUCUUGGGCAUGAUUUAACAAAUAAUUUUGGAAACCGUUUGGAGGCGAAGCUCGGGCCAACAGGUGGGAUCGAAAUUGUCGGAAUGGACGAGCCGUGCAAAUACGAACAGCUCGCAGACACUUUAUUCGAUCUGACAUUUACCACGGACGUGCUGUCAACCGAAUUAUUUUCCUAUCUAUCAAAGUAUCUGUCAAAUUCUAUGAAACUAGAUCGAAAGGAAGUUCAAGGCGCGUUAGAAACCGAGAAGAACGACACAUUGGAAAAGAUGGAAGAGAAAUUAGCAGCUGUAAAACUUUUGUCGAAUCUAGCCAAUAUAUCAGCUGUGCGAGAGGCACAAAUCGAAGAUCCUAAGUCGUUGAUGUAUCUCGUAAGAUCGUUGUUCGAUCGGUACAUCGGAGCAAGACUCCAGACUCGCGAGAGAGAUUCAUCCACGGAAGAGGAUGACUGCGAGAUCUUGUACGUUGGCUUGAUGUUGAUGAAAAUGAUUUUAAGCGAAAGAGAGAAACCUUUGGAUUGGACAGUGUUCAGCGAUUUUGUAAAAUUCUUGAAAGAACGUUGCCGUUCAAACAUCUCGUCUCAAUUGUUGUCGCUGACACGGGAAUUGACAGAGCUAAUCGAAACUCGAGGUAAAUCGGAACGAAAACGAUAUCAGGACUUAUCGGUUAAUCGUAAAGCGUCGAACAAAUUCGAGGAAGCACUCGCAGAUCUUGCAGAUCCGUUGCUACCUGUACGUGCCCAUGGACUCGUAGUUCUUACCAAACUAAUUGAAAAUAUGGAUCCACGUGCUAUUGCUAGGAAAACGGUCCUUCUACAAUUGUUCAACGUUGGUGGAAAAGACGAAAAUUUGAAACACGAAGAUUCAUUUAUAUAUUUGGCAGCGAUUAACGGAUUGUGUGCUUUGGCUACUUUGUAUCCACGAGUAGUCGUUGAAACAUUAGCAAAGGAAUAUAUCGACAUGCCACGACGCAGCUGUUCAACGGAACAAAUAACUACGGAAACGAGAGUUAAGUUGGGAGAAGUACUUGUCAAACUGACGAGAAAUUUAGGCGAAAUGGCACCAGCUUAUAAAAACAUCUUGAUAAAUGGAUUCCUAUGCGCUGCGCGAGAUACAGAUUCUUUAGUACGUGCUUCCAGUCUUUCUUGCUUGGGUGAACUGUGCAAAGUAUUAGGUUUUCGUUUGGGCGAUAUCGUCAUCGAGAUAAUCUAUUGCAUCAGCUGUAUCAUAAAAACGGACAGAGCUGCUGAAUGUCGACGAGCUGCAGUUAUGGUUGGCACUUUAUUGUUCCGUGGUCUUGGGAAAAGUACAUUAACAAGCCUGGGUAGAGAUCUGGUCGACUUGUAUCGUGGUCUCAAAUACUUGCGAGACAACGACGAGGAUCUAGCGUUACGUUUACACGCUCAAUUAGCUCUGGAAGAACUGGACUCUAUAGUGCAAGAUUUUCUCCUUUCGUCUUCGAAACUUGAAAAAAGAAUUAUCCUUUAGUUUCGCGGUUUGUAAUUCGUAUUUUUGCAAAUAGUUUCACAUCGAGAAAUUUUACGACUUGGAACGCAACGUAGAACUUUGACGAUCUCGAAUAAAAACGACGAUACAAUCGAGUUUGAUUCAACGUUUUGUUUCUGUUAGAAGAUAUAUAUUACAAUUUUAUACAUUUUUAUGUACACACUUUUCAUCGACGAACCAUUACGAAUUUCUUCUUUUUCUCGCGAAAACGAGAUUAAAAACAUUACCAAACUGUCUGUGUAUUAGACGCGUAGGUAGACUGCUCUGUCUUGUAGUCUUUUAGGUGUAAGGGUGUAAGGGUGUAAUAAAUACCACUCUGGUGAGUAUACUUUGUCGACAAAAGAAUAUCGGAAUAGGCACGGACCAACGUACAAAACGUUUAUUUCA